AUGAUGCUUGAAAUAAGCCAGAAGCUUAAGGAGCCCCCCGCCGUAGCUGUCACUGGACCAUCCACUCCGGCGUUAUCAGAACAUGCUUCCCCGUCGACGGGAGGCACGCACGUUGCUGAUCUCCCCGGGAAAGAAAUUGCUGGAGAAGCUCCUUCUGCCACGCCAAUCAUCGCCAAUUUAGAUCCUCCUCCGAAGGAAAACCCAACACCUCGCCUAAGUGACGAGAGUGAAAAACGUUUGGCAAAGAUGGAAGAGCAACUAUGUGUCUUGCAAGGUUAUGAGUUGAAAGGAGCUGAUAGGUUAUCUCCAUACACCAAGACGAGCUUUCCUGAGAAUUUCCAGGAGCCUGAGUUCACAAGAAAGUAUGACGGAACGGGAUGCCCAAGGACCCACCUUAGGUAUUACAUGAGAAAAAUGGCUCGCUAUGCUGACAACGUGCCAUUCCUCAUACACACAUUCCAAGAUAGUUUGGAAGGCAUUGCCCUGACGUGGUUCAUUGCGCUGGACAUUGAAGAAUUCACUAGUUGGGACGACUUAGCCAAUGAGUUCUUACAACAAUACCGGUUUAACACCGAGCUUGCCCCCACGAGGGAAGAGUUGACUCGCGUUGAGAAGAAGAGGAAUGAGUCAUUCAAGGCCUUCGCGCAAAGGUGGAGGACCAUGGCCUCACAAGUGAAGCCGGCCUUAAAUGAGAGGGAGAUGAAGCAGUUGUUCCUCAAGACUUUGCCCUCUGAAUACUUCCAAGGGUUAGUAUUCUCGGGUUGCCAAACAUUUUCACAGCUAGUUGAGGUAGGUGAAGGAGUUGAAUGGGCAAUGGUUGAGGGAAAGAUUUCAACCGGAGGCGCGAAGAAAUUCCCACCAAGAAAGGAUAAGGAGGCCGCAAUUGAAGUAGCACUUGUGCAAGAGCCCCAUUUCCCUCGGCCAACCGCAACACCCGCGCACAAGCCUACGAUGGUUCCAGGUAGUUCAUCACAAGCAUUCGAUAAUGGCAAGAGGCCGUUUCGAAAGGGGUUUUCUCCACUACCACGCCCGCUGUCAAAGUUAUUGCCCAUGCUUCUUGAAAAGAGGAUGGUUGCAAAGGAGGUGCCUAGAGAUAACCCCCCAAGGUUCGCCGGAUUCGAUAUAACCAAGACCUGUGAAUACCACAUGGGAGAAGUGGGGCAUGAUGUAGAUAAUUGUCACAUGCUAAGAUACAAAGUUCAACAGCUUCUAGACAAGAACAUAUUGACUUUCGGGAAGCUCAGCCCAAUGUGCAACGUAACCCUCUACCAAAUCAUGUAG
Eucalyptus grandis is the source of this 1281-nucleotide messenger RNA. RefSeq lists its product as uncharacterized. The coding region runs from base 1 to 1281 and encodes 426 amino acids. The record is from RefSeq and is a predicted model, not a curated record. NCBI's taxonomy places the organism in Eukaryota, Viridiplantae, Streptophyta, Magnoliopsida, Myrtales, Myrtaceae. The transcript has a single exon.